AUGGUGAGUGUCUCGCCGCUUCACGCGGAGGUUUCGUCGGAGGAGUAUGCGCGGCUUGCGCCUCAAGUCUGUGCGAUGAUCGAGGAGUGGAUGCGAGAGGGAGAAAGAGAAGAUGCAUUCGUCACGCCCUAUACGACGCCGGCCGAGUACCGCUCCCACCUGGCGCUCCCCCUGCCCGACGAAGGUGUCGACGACGCGCAGUUGAUGGAGGUGAUGCGCAGCCUGCUCAAGAACAGCGUCAAUCCAUGGACCGACCGUUUCCAGGCGAAGCUGUACUCUGCGCCGACGGUGAGCAGCAUGUGCGGCGACAUGCUCCUCUCGGCGAUGAACGCCUCCGUCCACGUCUUUUCCGGCUCGCCCGUGCUGAGCAUGGUCGAGGAGGAGUGUGUGCGUGCACUGUGCUCCAUAUUUGGUUUUGGCACGGACGCGGACGGCAUAACGAUGCCCGGCGGCAGUGCGUCGAACACGCUUGCCGUUCAGACCUCGCUGUGCUGUGCGUUUAACGGCGCGUUCCGCCGCGACGGUAUCUGGGGCCUGGUCCAAGAGCUCUCGCGUAUCGGGCGCACGGGCCGCGGCGCGCGCCCGGUGCUGCUCACCGGCGUCGACAGCCACUUUAGUCUGGACCGUGCGGCGCUCGCAGCCGGCCUCGGCACCGACGCGGUGGUGCACGUUCCGAGCGACGAGCACGGCCGCAUGCGCCCCGACGCACUCGCAUCCCUGCUCGCAGAAAUGACGAGCGACCCAGCUCACCCCUUUGGUAUGCCCUUUUUCGUGAACGCCACAAGCGGCUCGACGGUGCUGGGCGCAUUUGACGACCUGGAGGCGAUUGCCGCGCUCUGCCAGCAGUACAACUGCUGGCUGCACGUCGAUGCGUCGUGGGGCGGCCCCGGGAUCUUUUCGCCGUACCUGCGCUCGACCGUGCUCCGGGGGACGCACCUGGCCAACAGCUUGACCAUUAAUCCCCACAAGCUCCUCAAUGUCACGCACCAGUGCUCCUUUUUGCUGGUGCGCGAGUCGCGUGUACUGGAAGAGCACGCGAUCCACGCUGGCUACCUAUUCCAUGACACCCAUACCCCCCAGAAGACGCGCAUCACGGACAUGGCCGCCAAGACGCUCGGCUGCGGCCGGCGGGGCGAGGCGCUGAAGCUGUACCUGACCUGGCGCAAGUACGGCACGCGCGCGCUCGGCGAACACAUCGACCAAGGCCUGCGCCUCGCACAAGACGUCCUCGCACGCAUCCGGACGUCCCCCGCGCUGGAAGUCGGCCCACUGGCCGAGCCGCUCUUUUUGCAAAUCUGUUUCCGUCCGCGGACUACGAUCAGCCCCGCAAGCGCCGCCAACGGCGUCCACACGCCGUACGCGUCCGGCUCGGCGGCGACGCGCGCCGUGCAUGCCGCGCUCCUGCAGCAGCGGCACAUUGCGGUCGACUUUGCGCCGACGCGCAGUGGCGACUACCUGCGGCUGGUCAUCCAUCCUCGCACCCCCCCGGAGCACUACUUUGCGCUCGUGGAGGAAGUCGCGCGGCUUGCUUCGAUAGAGUGA
Malassezia japonica is the source of this 1542-nucleotide messenger RNA. RefSeq names its product glutamate decarboxylase (gene GAD2). Bases 1 to 1542 code for a protein of 513 amino acids. The record is from RefSeq and is a predicted model, not a curated record. Gene Ontology annotation, cellular component: cytoplasm. The transcript has a single exon. Lineage: Eukaryota; Fungi; Basidiomycota; Malasseziomycetes; Malasseziales; Malasseziaceae. Gene Ontology annotation, biological process: carboxylic acid metabolic process. Gene Ontology annotation, molecular function: carboxy-lyase activity; pyridoxal phosphate binding.